AUGGAUGGAGGGGUUAAUGUGCAAGACUCCUUACACAACGGAAGAGAAGAAAACAAUACAGAUGAAAAUGCGACAGAUGACAAUGUAGCAACAGUGAUGAAUAACUUAACAAUAUAUCAAACUGGCGAUUAUGAAAUAUCCCUGGAAAACACAGAGUUGGAUAACAACCACUACCCCGUGGCCGACAAUGUUCCUCAUGACCAGGACGCCCUUAGUAACGCCGCCCGUCUUGAAAGGUCCUUCAGUAGCAGUUCAAAUAGCAGCCAUGCAUCAGAACUGCCAGAUUGCGAUACUUGCAAGCUUUUAAGAGGCAUAUUUUCAUCCAGAAAAACGGUCGAUUUGUGGGACAAAGUUGUUCGUGGUGGAAAUCAAAAUAAAUGUCAUUCCAAGUUUUGGAUCAAAUUCAUUGAAAAAUUAAAGGAAGAAUUUCCACACGAAGAUGGACUUAAAAGUAAACAGACCAUAUUCCUAUUCAAAACCCUCCUUGGUGUCAGCAACAGAGAUGAUGCAGAAGUUGACCUUGCAGACUUACUGACCGUCGUCAGAUUCUUUGGUCCCAUAAAGUCUGACCGUGAUGGAAGAUGUCUUCUCAUUCAACACCUGCAAGAAAUAAUCAAAAGCUCUGUGUCUAAGGGAAUGAAAAAUCAAAAAGUCAGUUGGUUUGCCGGUGAAAUGUCCAGAGAAAAGGCAAAUGAAAUCCUACAGAGCCAGAAUGAUAAUACCUAUCUCGUAAGAAUGAGUGAAAGCAAAGCAGAAAGUGGUUCAUUUGUUGUGUCAGUGAAAAAUGAAAAUGGUUGUCAUCACUUUGAAAUUGAAGGCGAUCCUCUGAAAUCAGCUAACAGUCCAAGCCUCAAUUGUCACCUGCGUUUCAUGGGAAGGAGUUAUAAGACACUUCCUGCAGCCAUUGGGGACUUAAGAUAUAAUUCUCUGUAUGAUGAGGAGAAUGAUGAGGAAAUCAUGUGUACACGAAUAUGUCCCAACCUCCCAUUUAACAAGGUCAUCACUUCAUAUAAGUAAAUAAAGAGAAGAUGACUGUCCCUUACAUCACAGACCUUUUGUCCAUUUCAU
This is a messenger RNA of Saccostrea cuccullata (small rock oyster), 1068 nucleotides long. RefSeq lists its product as uncharacterized. The record is from RefSeq and is a predicted model, not a curated record. Lineage: Eukaryota; Metazoa; Mollusca; Bivalvia; Ostreida; Ostreidae. Bases 1 to 1017 code for a protein of 338 amino acids. The transcript is spliced from 8 exons.